AUGACAGGAGAAGAUACGGAACAUAGACUUCCUACUGAUGUCUAUCCCACCCACUAUGACCUCGUUUUCAAGACUGAUCUUCGUUCCAGCUCUCCGUACUUCUCCGGUGAAGCUAUCAUUCACCUUGACAUCCUCUCCGAUGUCACUUCCAUCACUUUCAACCUCCACCGAGACCUCACCAUCACUCAUUUGGCGAUAUCUUCUUCCGACUUGAAAUCUACCACCUCUCUCGUCCUUCCCAUCUCCGCAUUCACAUUCGACAAAGAGAAAGAACGUGGACAUGUCUCGCUUUCUUCUCUUCCUUCUGGCGGUCUCAAGGAAGGAGCGAAAAACACCAGACUUUGGUGUAGGUUUGAGAGUCUUCUCAGUGACAACAUGGCUGGAUAUUAUCUAUCUAAAGGUGAUGUGAAUGAGAAAACAGGGAAGAGGGAUAUUUAUGCUUUGACCCAGUUCGAACCGACAGCAGCGAGAAAAGGAUUUCCAUGUUGGGAUGAACCUCUUAUUAAAUCUACUUAUGCUGUGUCGAUGAUAGCGAAAGAAGGGGAGACGGUUCUCAACAAUAUGCCGGAGGUAGGACAUGGACCUUGGAAAGCUUCAUCGAACGUCACCCCUGAAGGGGCGUUGAAGGAAGGGUAUGAGUUGGGCUCAAUGUUAGGUUCACUCGUAUCGUUGGGGAAGACUGAAGGUAAAACCGAAGGAAAGACAGAGGAGGGAUCUUCCGAUGCCGGAUGGGUCAUCACUCAGUUCGCUCCCACCCCUAAAAUGUCAACAUAUCUGGUCGCUUUUGCUUGUGGUCAAUUCGCACAUUUGACAAGCUCUUACAAAUCCCCAUUGACAGGUAAAACAGUACCCUUGCGUAUCUUCGCUACUCCGAACCUCAUCCAUCAAGCUCAGUUCGCAUUGGACAUCAAGUCAUGGGCGACUCCGGUCCUGGAAGAGAUCUUUGAUAUUCCUUUCAUGCUGCCCAAGCUCGACACCUUGGUGGCUCACGAUUUCGACGCUGGUGCGAUGGAGAACUGGGGUUUGUUCGUGGGACGUACCACUGCCUACCUCUUUGAUGAGAAGAAAGGUUCGCUGGCGGCGCGGAAAAGGGUUGCUGAUGUUCAAUGCCACGAGAGUUCUCACUCCUGGUUUGGUGAUGCCGUUACGAUGAAAUGGUGGGACAAUCUCUGGCUCAACGAAUCAUUCGCCACGUUCAUGGGUGAAGUCAUCAUUGAAGAUCGAAUCUGGCCCGAAUGGAAAGUCCGCGCUCAAUUCAUCAAAGGUCAUCUUGAAUCUGCUCUGUCUCUCGACGCUCAACGUUCCUCUCAUCCUAUUGAAGUGGAAUGCAGAGAUGCAGGUGAUAUCAACCAAAUCUUCGACUCGAUCUCGUACGCCAAAGGUGCUUCGGUCUUACGUAUGCUCUGCGCCGUCGUCGGGGAAGAAAAGUUCCUCAAGGGAGUCUCAAAUUACCUCAAGAAACACAUGUACUCCAACGCGGUCACCAAAGACCUAUGGGAUGGUAUCACCGAAGUAUCCGGCCUGGAUGUCGCCAAUAUCAUGAAGAACUGGGUACUCAAGGUCGGUUUCCCCGUCAUUACUGUCGAUGAAGUCGGAGAAGGUAAGAUCAAAGUCACACAAAAUCGUUUCCUUUCCACUGGAGAUGUCAAACCGGAAGAAGACGAGACUUUGUGGUGGGUUCCCUUGGAAGUCAAGACUAUAAGCGGGUCAGAAAACAAAGUAUACCACGAUCAUAACCUCGCUUCUCGUGAACAAACGUUCGACAUCGGGACUACCGAAUGUUACAAGCUCAAUGCGGAGACUAUCGGUGUUUAUCGUGUCAAAUAUUCUCCAGAACGUUUAGCCAAGCUGGGUGAACAAGCAUCCUCAUUUUCUAUCGAAGAUAGAGUUGGACUGGUUUCUGAUGCUACUACGCUUGCUCGUGCCGGCUAUGCCAAGACUUCCGGUUCUCUCAACCUCAUUCAUGCUCUGGGAAAGACAGAAACGGAGUUUUUACCUUGGUCUUUGAUCGGUACUUCUUUGAGCAGGAUCGGGGACACUUGGUGGGAACAACCGGAUACCGUCAAGAAUGCAAUUAAGAACCUUCGUGUCAAGUUAUUCAAACCUCUGGUGGACAAACUCUCAUUUGAUUCAAGUGAUAAUGACGCGCCGGAUAUCAAGGAACUGCGAGAAUUGUCAGUUUCACAAGUUGCGCUUGGUGAGGAUGAGGAGGUUUUGGGAGAAAUCAAAAAACGUUUCAAGCCAUUUUUGGAGAACGGCGAUGAUUCCCAAAUUCCGCCAGAUUUGCAGAGGACCAUCUAUGUCAAUAGCGUUAGACAUGGAGGGGAGAAAGAAUUUGAGAAGAUCGUAGAGGUGUAUAACAAACCUCCCAACCCGAGUACGAAAGUGGAUGCGAUGUAUGCCAUGUGUGCGACUGGAAAGGAAGAAUUGUUGCAGAGGGUGUUUGGGAUGAUGAAGGAUGGGAGUAUCAAGGAUCAGGAUAUAUAUAUUUACUUCUUCGGACUCAGUGGCAAUCCAAAAGCCCGUAGAGCUAUUCGUCAAUUUUUCAUUGACAACUACGACGAUCUGGUCAAGAAAUUCGAAGAAGGUUACGGUCUCACUUACCUCGUCAAAGGUUCUUUCGCCUCGUUCACAUCGUACGAAGAUCUGGAACAAGCACGCAAGUUCUUUGCGUCGAAAGAUACACGAAAGUACAAAUUAUCAGCAUCUCAGGCUUGUGAUAGUAUUCAAGCUGCGGCGGAUUGGUUGAAGAGAGACAGCAAGGAUGUGGAAGAGUGGUUCAAAGCGAAUGGUUAUCUUUGA
This is a messenger RNA of Tremella mesenterica DSM 1558, 2802 nucleotides long. RefSeq lists its product as uncharacterized. Gene Ontology annotation, biological process: peptide catabolic process; proteolysis. The transcript is spliced from 5 exons. Gene Ontology annotation, molecular function: zinc ion binding; peptide binding; metalloaminopeptidase activity. Gene Ontology annotation, cellular component: cytoplasm. NCBI's taxonomy places the organism in Eukaryota, Fungi, Basidiomycota, Tremellomycetes, Tremellales, Tremellaceae. The record is from RefSeq and is a predicted model, not a curated record. The coding region runs from base 1 to 2802 and encodes 933 amino acids.